Pogoniulus pusillus (Red-fronted tinkerbird) is the source of this 849-nucleotide messenger RNA. It is a transcript of the gene TMEM101, whose product is annotated as transmembrane protein 101. Gene Ontology annotation, biological process: positive regulation of canonical NF-kappaB signal transduction. NCBI's taxonomy places the organism in Eukaryota, Metazoa, Chordata, Aves, Piciformes, Lybiidae. The transcript is spliced from 4 exons. The record is from RefSeq and is a predicted model, not a curated record. The coding region runs from base 19 to 792 and encodes 257 amino acids.
GGGCGGGGCCUGGCGGCGAUGGCGGCGGCCCGCGGGUGGCGGCGCCGGGCGCUGCGGCUGCUGACGGCGGGCGGCGGCGUCCUGCUGACUCGCUUCCCGUUCUGGCACUGCUUCAGCGGCCUGCUGCUCUGCGCAGAGCGCGCCGACGGACGCCGGAAGCCUGACAUCCCCAUCCCCUACCUGUACGUGGACAUGGGGGUGGCUGUGCUGUGCGCCAGCUUCAUGUCCUUCGGGGUCAAGCGCCGCUGGUUCGCGCUGGGGGCCGCCCUGCAGCUCGCCGUGGCCACCUACGCCUCCCACGUCGGCGGCCACGUCCACUACGGGGACUGGCUGAAGGUGCGGAUGUACUCCCGGACCAUCGCCAUCAUCGGCGGCUUCCUGAUCCUGGCCAGCGGGGCGGGGGAGCUGUACCGGCAGAAGCCUCGCAGCCGCUCCCUGCAGUCCACGGGACAGGUCUUCCUCGGCAUCUACCUCAUCUGCCAGGCUUACUCCCUGCAGCACAGCACCGAGGACCGCUUGGCCUACCUGAACCACCUGCUGGGGGGCGAGCUGACCCUGCAGCUGCUCUUCAUCCUCUACGGGCUGCUGGCCCUCGCCUUCCUCUCCGGUUACUACGUCAGGGCCGCAGCCCAGGUGCUGGCCGUGCUGCUGCCUCCUGCCAUCCUCCUCAUCGACGGCAACCUGGGCUACUGGCACGAGUCUCGCCGCGUCGAGUUCUGGACGCAGAUGAAGCUGAUCGGGCAGAGCGUUGGCAUCUUCGGCGCCGUGGUCAUCCUGGCCACGGACGGCUGAGCGCGGGGGGGGGGCCGGGGGCUGCUCGGCAGCCCCUGCGGGGGGAGCUGCUGGCCG